Messenger RNA from Alternaria ventricosa, 1875 nucleotides. RefSeq lists its product as uncharacterized. The transcript has a single exon. NCBI's taxonomy places the organism in Eukaryota, Fungi, Ascomycota, Dothideomycetes, Pleosporales, Pleosporaceae. Gene Ontology annotation, molecular function: nucleic acid binding; zinc ion binding. The record is from RefSeq and is a predicted model, not a curated record. Bases 1 to 1875 code for a protein of 624 amino acids.
AUGUCCACAACACUAGACCAACAAAAACAGGCCGCAUACACCCUCCUCUCUGGUAUGCUCACAAGCGUCCUACAAAAAGAGUGGAAAAUAACAGACCGCUAUUCGGCACAGUCGUCCGCCCUCCUCGACAUACUACUCCUCCCCAAGCCAGCCCCAGCCCCAACCCCAGCUCCCAUCGCCCCCAUCAAGAUCCAGAAACAAAGCAUCUUCCGCCUAGGCAACAGGACAUUCGACCUCGGCCCCGAACACGACUCCUCCGCCAGUUCCUCCGACGAUGAUGGUGACGCUCCGAUCCGGAAUGCGCGUCAGCUUAAGAGCGAGAUGCGUAGGGUUAAUGCGAUUCAGAGGAGGGCGGGAAGGAGGGCGGAGAGGGGGAGGAGGAGGAUUGAGAGGCAUCUUGGGAAGAUGGAGGGGGUACUGGAGUUUGAGACGGAGACGAAGAUUUUGGAGACUACGAAGAGGGGGGCGGAAGCCCCAGGGAGGUUGUUGAGGGAGCUGGAGGACUACAAUAGUCCUGCGAGGGGGAGUCUGCUUAGCGAUAAGUCCAUGUCGCCUCGAAGUGCUGAGUUCAGUUCGACGGCUAGUGAGGGCAACCAGGAGGUUGCCGACUACGACGGUAUCAACAGCCCAAUGUCGGAACCCGUACUAGCACCCAGGCGACUACAGCGCUCGGGGCCGCACAUCAAGUAUGUCAAGCCGGCAUCUAGCCAGCGACGCGGCCUUGCUCAAAAGGAUUACCUAGGGCGACCACAGCGCCACUGCAGCGACUGCGACCGUACGUUACUGGCCUCCCACUGGACAUGCCACGUCAAAGGCCGAAUGCAUCAAGACAAUGCAGCUCGGGACAAGCAAUCCCCUCCUGUGCAGGGCACCAAGACUAGACAAGAGUAUAUGCGCGGCUUGAAGCAGUAUUGCGUGUACUGUGACCGUCAGGUCCAUUCGAGGGGCUGGGGCGGCCAUUUGAAGGCGCGAGCGCAUUGGGAGAAUGUGGCGAAGGCCAAAGCGGAUGAGGAGGACAUCCACCUUCAUGCCCCGACACCAGAGUCUGUGGUCACGUCCGUGGAAGGGGAAGAGCAGAAAGAAGAAGAGGAGGAGGAGUAUGAGGAUGACGGCUUCGGCGAAGAAGGAUACGAAUAUGGUCACUAUUGCGAUGACUGCGAGGUCACGUUCGCUGGUGCGAACUGGGCGCGGCACUUGACUUCGGCAGGCCACGUGUUUAACGUCAUUAAAAACUCUCCGGGGGAUGAGGAUAUGACGUCCGAUGACGAUGAGGAGGAGGAGGAAGAGGAGGAGAGCAUGGCAGACUAUGAUUCUGCCACUGAUGGGGAGAGCAUCGUGUAUGAUGAUGCCACGGAUGAGGAUUCUGCGUCACCAUCGCCCUCGCCAUCAUCUUCAUCCUCACCUUCGCCCUCCUCCGCCAUUUUCAAUGAGGGAAUCACAUUCCCGCACGACGGCACACCGGUUGCGGAACUCGCAUCGACCCCUUCCCUCACAUCUUCGCCCAACUCCCCCGCUUCCCUCGCUUCCUCGCCUCCUUCCACUCCCGCUAGUGCUGAGUUCACUUCGGGAGUGAACUUCUACUGCGAGACCUGCAGGGUCACCAUCUUGUCUGCAGACCCUUGGGAGAUCGAUGAGCAUGUGGCUGAUCACGCAUAUGCAGCUUGCGAGAAGGAAGAGGUGGUGGGGAUGGAUUGGUUGAGUCAGCUGAGGGAGGCUGCUGGGUGGGUGAAGGAUGUGGAGGUGGAGGUGGAGGGUAUGGAGGGGGUAGAGGAAGUGGAGCAGGGUGGCAUGGAAUGCGAAUACAAUGGGUGGGCAUGGAGAACGGGAUUGGAUGGUAAGCUGCUUGGGAGUAUACGGCGUAGUCCGUCUUGUUAG